Messenger RNA from Colletotrichum truncatum, 996 nucleotides. RefSeq lists its product as uncharacterized. The record is from RefSeq and is a predicted model, not a curated record. Lineage: Eukaryota; Fungi; Ascomycota; Sordariomycetes; Glomerellales; Glomerellaceae.
AUGCCUAACCUGCCAGCCCUGAUUUUCAUCCCAGGCUCUUGGCAUAAGCCGUCAUGUUACGACAAGAUCACUUCGAUUUUGCAGAAGGGAUACAGACUGAAAUGUCUCUCGGUCACCCUUCCUUCCACAUCCGGAAAUCCUACUGCUACCUUUAGGGACGAUGUCGACGCCGCUCGUUGUGUCAUCUCCAGCGAAAUAGUUCAAGGAAAUGAUGUUGUGGUUAUUGCUCACUCAUAUGGCGGCAUGGUGGGAAACAGCGCUAUUAAAGCAUUUGCCCACCCACGAGAUGUCGCUAUGGAUGCCUCUAGCGCGACGCCCACUUUGACAAUUUCUCACCAAGAAGAACCCAAAAAGAUUGGUCGCAUUGUUGGGCUCAUUCUGAUAGCUUCUGGAUUCACCUUAACCGGACUCUCUUUCAUGGAUCCCUUCUUUGGGCACCCACCCCCCUCCUGGCGGGUCAAUGCCACAACUGGAUAUGCAGAGAUUGUCGCUGAUCCUCGGGAGCUCUUUUACCACGACCUGCCUUCAGAAGAAGCACAGUAUUGGGUCUCACAGCUCACCACUCAAAGUUUGAAGGCGUUGUUUGAAGGUGGCGAAUACGCAUUUGCCGGAUGGCAGGAUGUGCCAGUUUGGUAUCUCGGUACGGUCGAAGAUCGAGGACUGCCGGUGGUUGUACAGCGAAUGCAAGUCGGUAUGGCUAGAGAGAUGGGUGGAAAGGUGGAGCAUAGAGAACUUCAGACGAGCCAUUCGCCGUUCUUGAGUCAACCGGAAGAAACGGCCGAUUUUGUGGUGGAAGCUGUGGAGGCAUUCACGGGAAAAUCAAUCAUGUCCAAAAACAAAGAUGGAACCAAAGUUGAAAAGAUCACCUUGCCAAUGGCCAGACUUUUUCAGCCUUUGACAUGGUUUCGAUUUGGCUUGCCAUUGAUUUUCGGACGAAUUCUUGGGAGAUCGAUUCUUGUCUUCACCUGGGGACAAAGGCUGUGGAGGUCGAAGUAA